This is a messenger RNA of Frieseomelitta varia, 1097 nucleotides long. It is a transcript of the gene sta, whose product is annotated as 40S ribosomal protein SA. Lineage: Eukaryota; Metazoa; Arthropoda; Insecta; Hymenoptera; Apidae. The coding region runs from base 89 to 1018 and encodes 309 amino acids. Gene Ontology annotation, cellular component: ribosome; cytosolic small ribosomal subunit; 90S preribosome. The transcript is spliced from 6 exons. Gene Ontology annotation, molecular function: structural constituent of ribosome. Gene Ontology annotation, biological process: cytoplasmic translation; ribosomal small subunit assembly. The record is from RefSeq and is a predicted model, not a curated record.
CAUGACUGAGUCAAGCAACUUCCUUUCCGAUUGGAAGUCUCCUAGUGGCAUUGAUAACGUUUACUCGUAAUUCAACCACAACGUUAAGAUGUCAGGAGGUUUAGACGUAUUGACUCUCAAGGAGGAUGACGUUACUAAAAUGUUGGCCGCGUAUACGCAUUUAGGCGCUGAAAAUGUCAACUUCCAAAUGGAGCAAUAUGUGUAUAAGAAGAAGAGCGAUGGGAUCAGCAUUAUUAACCUGCGUCACACCUGGGAGAAAUUAUUGUUAGCAGCACGUGCCAUUGUUGCUAUCGAGCAUCCCAGCGAAGUGUUUGUCAUCAGUUGCCGUCAGACUGGGCAGAGAGCUGUUUUGAAAUUUGCACAGCACACUGGAGCUACCCCAAUUGCUGGACGUUUCACUCCUGGUGCUUUCACCAACCAAAUUCAGUCUGCUUUUCGCGAACCACGCCUGCUGAUUGUUACUGAUCCGUCUACCGAUCAUCAACCAAUCACUGAAGCCAGUUACGUAAAUAUUCCGGUGAUUGCUUUCUGCAACACCGACUCACCUCUUCGUUUUGUCGAUAUUGCAAUUCCAUGUAAUACGAAAAGUCUUCAUUGCGUCGGUCUUAUGUGGUGGUUGCUGGCAAGAGAGGUACUGAGAUUAAGAGGCUCUAUUGCUCGGGAAACCAAGUGGGACGUGGUCGUUGAUUUGUUCUUCUACAGAGAUCCAGAGGAGGCUGAGAAAGAAGAGCAAGCUGCUAAAGAAAUUGCACCAGCCAAAGAUUUCACUGGCACGGUUGAAGUUGCUGCUACUGCUGAGCCCGGAUGGGUCAACGAAGUUGACACGGGUGCGGUUGCCCCUGAAAAUUGGGCGGAUGACGUAGCAACGCCAACUGCAGCUGCUAUUCCCACUGCUGGAGCUGCGCAAGCAUUCCAAGCUAGCGGAGACUGGGCUGCUCAGACAUCGGAAGAAUGGUCCGCUACAACGCAAUCUGCAGCAGGACAAAGUUGGGGCGGUGCAACAACAGAAAAGUGGUAAUUUCAUUCUCUUUGAUCAUUUCUUACACUGACAAACUUUGUACGAUGUGUGAAGAAUAAUAAAAUGAUUAAAAACUCAA